Molecule: messenger RNA, 2910 nt
Organism: Brassica rapa (field mustard)
Lineage: Eukaryota; Viridiplantae; Streptophyta; Magnoliopsida; Brassicales; Brassicaceae
Source: RefSeq, a predicted model, not a curated record
UUCAGACGCUUGUUUUUACUUUGUCUCGAAAGAGAAUGAAUCAGAUCAUUUCCUGCGUUGAAAACGCUUGUACGAUGCGUCAAGCACCUAGGGAUCUCAAAAAGAGGCUUGAGACAAUGUCCGUGUACUUAUGUGAAACUACUUCACACUCAGCCUACGCAAAGGCCAUAAUUACUGGAUUUUUCCAGUCGGUGGGGAGCAAUGUAACUGCGGAAACAAGCUUGCUCGCCGUCAAAAAUGAGAUCCAUGGAGUUUUCAAUGCUUACGGUCCGGUUCUAUUACCAUAUGCAAAUACCCUAAAUUUACAAAUCCAAGUGAUCGAUACUGUGGAGAGAAUCUGCCUUGAAGCGGACUCAUCGUUUUUUCCAGCUUUCGGUUACAUAAUUGAGGUUCUGUCGAACCACGGUGUGGACUUCGAAGCAAUUCAGGUUUGGAAAACCCGUAAGAACAAGGAACGGGAUGAAGGAACGUUGUCACCACGAGAGGUAGCGCUGCUGACAAACUUGCUGGGUACGCCGAUAGGACCUGCCGGUGCGAUCCUUCAGGGGUACGAUCUUGGCCAGGCUAGCCAAGACGCCAGAAACAUGGGCUUCUAAUUUCUAAAGACGGUUGAUCUGGCCGUAGUAGCUAAAAGUCGUAUGUUUGAACAAUAAUCGUUUAGUUAUAUCUCUUCUAUCUUAUUACUAAGGCUUGGCCCGCUUAUGAUGCGGGAUUAUUAAACUUGGAUAUUUUUACUUAUGUCUUUAAUAUAUAAGGGAUGAUUGCAUGCUUUUGCUGGUUAUUUUAGUUUUUCAAUUCAUUUACUUUGGUAUAUUUCUUUUAUAUGCUUGUUUCAUGAUAUCAUUGAACAAAUGUGGAGAUUUGAUAGCAGUUAGGAGAUUUUGUUUUAGGUAAGCUUUAAUCUUAGCCUUAGUGAUGAAAAAAUGUGAUAUGCCCCCAUCUAAUUGUGAUGCUGCGUCCGCCCCUGUCACGAAUCACGAGCCCUAUCGAUGCGAGGGUGGAAAUAUAACUUUAUCCUCGAACACAGAGAGAGAGAGAGAGAUAAUUCUUAUACGGACCAUUUUACCUGGUGGAACACGUUUAGGCUUUUUUUUUUUUUAAGUUUGAUCAAAAUAAGCCCGUUAGAAUUCUUUUGUUGCUUAUCAAAAAAAAAAAAAAUUCUUUUGUUCCAAGUUACCUCUUCAAAAGGCAAGUUUCUUCUUUUUGACUUGCCCCGCAAGUAAUCCUCGAAAGGCUCUUAAUUGUCUUCUCGUCAACUGCUCCAAAACGCCAAUGUUAUUGAUUGAGCUAACAGUCAGCAGAAAAGCUCUUUGCUGCAACCAGGACUAGAUGUGAUUCAGGGGGGCUUUCUGGAGAUAGAGCACGACUUUACUAACCAGGUCAAUUGUUUUGUGCCGUUGACACUUACAGAUAUGCGUACUAACACUAUUAGCAAAUAAAUUUUGGAGUCCCAAAGACCAUCUUGAACUCUCCAUUGCGCUGAGGGAAUAUAAGAGAGAAAAACACUACAUGUAAGUUUUCCAUCAACAGUAGUUCCCUGCUUCAAGUAGAAGUGUAUAGUCAUAAUUUUUUAGGAAAGGAGACAUCAUUUGAGAAGCUUGAAAUGGUUGAGAGCUCAUCACAUCUAGUUAGGUGCUUAACAACGGUUUUCAACAUGAAGAGCAUCACAGCGGAUAUCGUCAACAUCUACGGUGGUACAAGCAACUAUGGCACCAACGAUGAAGCUUGAAACUAUGCCUGAGUACUUAUGUGGAGUUACCCCUCAAUCAGCUUACACGAAAGCCAUACUUAGUGCAUUUUUUCACUCGGUUGGGAGCAAUGUAACGGCGAACAUAAGCGGUAAGUGCAAUUAACUAUUUGAUAAAUUAUUGUAACACUAUGUAUUUGAUAAAUGGUCUCUUAUGAACAUAUCUCGCAGUGAUCUCCAUCAAGAAUGCGAUCGAUGGAGUUUUCAAUUCUUACGGUUCGGUUCUUACCCCCCAUAUAUAAAUAGUACCACUUUGCAAAUAAGUUUUUUUUUUCAUUUAUAAAAAGUGGAGUUUGAUAGCAGUUAGGAGAUUUUGUUUUAGGUAAGCUUUAAUCUUAGCCUUAGUGAUGUUCUACUGGAAUUUCAUUGCAGUUAAGGGAUUUCCCUUUUAGGUAAGCUUUAAUUUUAGCCUUACGGAUUUGAUUAAACCUUUGUUUGGAGCCUAUAUAAUUUUUUACAGUUUUUAAGGCUCAUUUUUCUAACCCUUAUGUUUACAAUCGAUUAAAUUACUUUAUGAGCAUUUGUAAUUGGUCAAUAUGUACUUAUUAUAGUAGUAAAAGUAUUUACAGAAUUUUUAAUCAAAUUAAACAUGUAGUCAUCAGAUAUUACUUGAAGAAAUACUAAAGAGGUGAAGUAUCAUAGUCAUUGACAUAUAAUUAUUCCUUCUAAUUAUCCAAAUAAGGUAGACACAUAACUAUUUAUUUAGAUUUAUUAUUCAUUUACUAGAGACCAAUGUUAUAUAUGUUAUUUUUCUAUCAACAACUUUUGAUGGAACUUACUAUGAAACUAAUUAACAAACAAUAAACAUAGUAUUAAAUUCUCUAUUAACCAAAAAGAAAUUUCAUGCAAUCACAAGGUGAAACAUGACAACACUAAGAUUUAGUGAUAUAUUACUGUUACUGUAGUUCAUAUACACCAUUAUCUCCGAGAGCUCUCAGCUCCCAGGACUUUUCGGUAACUAAUCAAAACAUCGAUUCCAGUUGUUUCCGAGCUGCCUGAUUCUUGAUCCCUAGUUUUUUUUUGUUUUGAUCAAACCACUUUCAUGGAAACUUAAAAGAGUUCAACUCUAUCAAUGGAGUAUACAACAAGGCUAUAAAGACUCAAACAAACCAAAGUAUAGACCAACACACUGGACAAGCAAAUGAGAAAGCUUAAAGAAAAGG